Engraulis encrasicolus (European anchovy) is the source of this 6697-nucleotide messenger RNA. It is a transcript of the gene pcsk5a, whose product is annotated as proprotein convertase subtilisin/kexin type 5a. Gene Ontology annotation, molecular function: serine-type endopeptidase activity. NCBI's taxonomy places the organism in Eukaryota, Metazoa, Chordata, Actinopteri, Clupeiformes, Engraulidae. The transcript has 38 exons. Gene Ontology annotation, biological process: protein processing. Gene Ontology annotation, cellular component: Golgi membrane; trans-Golgi network. Bases 402 to 6152 code for a protein of 1916 amino acids. The record is from RefSeq and is a predicted model, not a curated record.
CUUAUCAGGCUGUUGCGUUACAGACUAAAAUUGUGUUAUCAAGAAAUUUGUUUAAGGUAGUCUAUUAUUCACUAAAUAGUCUAAAGCCACCGUUAUAUGGCAGACGUUACCUGUGCUCCUCUAUCACCUUAUACAAUGGGCUGUAAACAGAACCUCUAAUCUUAACGAAAUGGACAUUUGAUACCUGUUGAGAAUCGACACUUACAGGGAAGCAGCAGCGACGACAAGCUUCCAGACUAGUACGUGGAAAUUAUGAAGAUUACCGUACAGUUUUCAAAUUAUACUUCAGAGGCGAUGGUUUUCUAAUAGAAAUAGAGUUGUUCAUUGUUCUUUUUUGUCAUGUACACUCGUCUGUCUCUGAGCUGAGUUGCUAUCUCGAACUUCAUUCGUGUUCGAUCAAGAUGUCGAGAUGCAGGUUGAGUGGACUGCUCCAAAUUUGCGCUGUAAUAUUUGGAUAUUUGUUGACUUUGGGUCAAACGCGACUGUUUACUAAUCGCUGGGCAGUGAAAAUCACUGGGGGACCAGAUGCCGCAAACUUCAUUGCGGACAAAUAUGGAUUCCUCAACAUGGGACAGAUUGGAGACCUGGAGGACCACUACCAUUUCCUGCAUCCCAGGAUCAUGAGGCGCUCCACAGCCUCCAGUCGAGGCAACCACAGCCUCCUCACCAUGGAGACAAACGUGGAGUGGGUGGAGCAACAGGUUGUCCAUCACAGGACCAAACGCGAUGACGCCACCAGUGCCAGCUUCAAUGACCCCAAGUGGGACAAAAUGUGGUACAUUCAAUGUGACCACAACUGCCUGACGGAUAUGAACAUCAGGGGGGCGUGGAGGAAAGGCUACACGGGCAGGGGGGUGGUGGUCACCAUCCUAGACGACGGCAUAGAGAGGAUUCAUCCCGACCUCAAGCAAAACUAUGAUGGUCGGGCAAGCUGGGACUUCAACAGGGACGAUCCCGACCCCAGCCCUCGCUACGACGCCACGGAUGAGAACAAACAUGGGACGAGAUGUGCCGGAGUAGUGGCAGCAACAGCUAACAAUUCACUUUGUAUGGUGGGCGUGGCAUAUAACGCCAAGAUUGGAGGUAUCCGCAUGCUAGACGGUGACAUGUCAGACAUGCUGGAGGCCCAGUCCCUGAGCUUCCGCCCGCAGUACAUCGACAUCUACAGCGCCAGCUGGGGACCCGAUGACGACGGCAGGACCGUGGACGGACCCGGCAGCCUGGCGCGCCUCGCACUGGAGAACGGCAUCCGCAAGGGCAGGAAGGGGCGUGGCUCCAUCUUCGUGUGGGCGUCGGGUAACGGUGGGCGGAACAAGGACCACUGCUCGUGCGACGGCUACACCAACAGCAUCUUCACCAUCUCGGUCAGCUCCACCACCCGCAGCGGCCGCAAGCCCUGGUACCUGGAGGAGUGCUCCUCCACCCUCACCACCACCUAUAGCAGCGGAGACCCCACCGGAAAUGAUGUGGUGACUACCGACCUGAGGCAGCGCUGCACUGAGGAUCAUUCCGGAACGUCUGCCUCCGCUCCCAUGGCAGCUGGCAUCAUCGCGCUCACUCUGGAGGCCAACCCUCUGCUGAGCUGGCGGGACGUGCAGCACAUCAUCGUAAAGACGUCGCGUAGGGGACACCUGAGCGCACCCGACUGGGAGACCAACGGAGCAGGACACGAUGUAAGCCACCUGUAUGGGUUUGGUCUGAUGGAUGCGGAGGCCAUGGUGACUGAGGCUCAGAGCUGGACCCCCGUGCCCCCCCACCGUGUCUGUGUGGACAACGUCAUUUACAGCAACAGGGAGAUCCGUGCGGACCGCCUGCUGCGCUCCUCCUACGUGUCGGGGGGCUGCAAUAAGCACGUGGUCUACCUGGAGCAUGUGGCCGUGCGGGUGACACUGCUGCACCCCCGCAGAGGCGACCUCUCCAUCACCCUCAUAUCCCCCUCCGGCACACGCUCACAGCUACUCGCCACCAGGGAGAAUGACUACUCAGCGGAGGGCUUCCGGAGGUGGAAGUUCAUGACGACGCACUGCUGGGGGGAGACGGCAGCUGGGGAGUGGAGCCUGGAGAUCAGGGACUCCCCCAGCCGGAGGAGGAGCUACAGACACGCAGCCAAGCUGGUGGAGUGGUACCUGGUGCUUUAUGGCACCUCCGUGCACCCGUACUCCCCCGCUCCGCACCGGCAUGCACACGCUCGCUCGCUGGAUGCGUCUCUGGAUGAUGACAUCACAGAGGAAUACACCGGCCCGUGUGAUCCGGAGUGCAGUGAUGAUGGAUGUGAAGGGCCCGGGUCUCACCAGUGCAUGGCCUGCCUUCACUACUUCCUCAAGUUCAAGAACAACACCAGGUCGUGCGUGGGCAGCUGCCCAGAGGGCUUCUGGGGCGACAGGAAGCGCUGUAAGAAGUGCUACUCCUCCUGCCGCACGUGUGAAGGCAGCCGCAGCAACCAGUGCACGUCCUGCAAGAUCACGCAUCACUUCCACGAGGACACACACUCAUGUGUCACCAGCUGCGGAGACGGACACUAUGUGGAACAUGUGGGGAACGUGUGCCGUAAAUGCAGCGAGAACUGUUUAAGAUGUACAGGCUCCACCAUCUGCACCGAAUGUACCGAGGGAUACAGUCUGGUGGGUAACAGGUGUCAGAAGAGUUGUGCGGUGGGCACCUACCUGAGUGCGGAGGGCACCUGUGAGCCAUGCCACCCUGCCUGUGCCACCUGUGCAGGUGCAGGUGUGGAGGCGUGUCAGAGCUGUGCGGAGGGCUACCUGAUAGAAGAGUGGAAGUGUGUGUCGUCAUGCAGCCAAGGCUUCUAUGCAGCUCAGGCCUCUGACACCAGGAUAUGCAGGAGGUGUGAUGCCAGCUGCCUGUCGUGUGUGGGCGAGGGCAGGAGCAACUGUAGCGGCUGUGUAGAGGGACACACCUUAAAGGAGGGGGUGUGUGCCACGGAGUGCAAAGACGGAGAGUACCAGGAUGACCAAGGGGGUUGUCAUGCAUGCGAUUCCACCUGUCACAAGUGCAGAGGACCCAAGAACAAUGACUGCAUCAACUGUGCUCCGUCCCUCUUCCUGGAUGAGGGCCAGUGUGUGUCCAGGUGUGGGGCGGGGAGGUACCAGUCGGGCGGCCAGUGCCACCGCUGUGACCACACCUGUGCUGAGUGUGUGGAGCGUGGACCUGCCAACUGCUCCAGCUGUGACACAGACAAGUUUGGGAUGUCGCGCUACCUGUUCCAGGGUCAGUGUGUGGACUCGUGCCCGGAGGCCCACUACCACACGGCGCAGAAGACGUGCGAGGCGUGCCCGGCCCACUGCCCGCUCUGCACCUCCGCCACACGCUGCCUCAAGUGCAGCCCCUCCUACUACCUCAACCAAGGAGUCUGCACGCGCCUAGAGUGCGGAGAAGGAGAAGUGGAGGAUCCAGACUAUGAUGACUGCAUGCCAUGUGAGGAGGGCUGUAAGAAGUGUGUCCUGUACAACCCCAAACACUGCAUGUCCUGCAUCGAAGGCUACUACAAGUUUGAUGAUGGGUGCUAUAAGCACUGUCCAGCCAAGACCUACACGGUAGAGGAGAGCAUGAGCUGUGUGGCGUGUGACUCCAACUGUGUCAGCUGCGACGAACACGAAUGCUACUGGUGCGAGACGGACCUCUUCCUCUUAGACGGGAAGUGUGUGCAGGAGUGCCCGCUGGGUUUCUAUGGCAACGAGGACUCCCAGGAGUGUGAGGAGUGUGAUGAGUCGUGUCGUACGUGCGGGGGCCCGGAGGAGGACGAGUGUCUCACCUGUCAGAACGGGGACACGCUGCAGGACGGGGAGUGCGUGCCCGAGCUCGAGUCAUGCCCCUCCAAAACAUACCUGGACGAUGACGGGGAGUGUGAAUCGUGCCACUCCAGCUGUGAGAGCUGUGAUGGGCCCCUGAAGAGCGACUGCGUCUCCUGCGUCAGAGGUCGCUUCCUGACCAUCGAGCAGACGUGUGUGUUGCGCUGCCCGGUGGGCCGGUUCGGCAGCCGUGCGAGCGGCGUGUGUGAGAUGUGUGCCACCGGCUGUGCCCAGUGCACCGGCCUGCAGCAGUGCCAACGCUGUGCCACCACCCGACGCAAGCAGCUCUACCUGCAGGACGGCCAGUGUGUCCAGCAGUGCACCCGGGGUUUCCCGGUGGGCCAGGUGUGUGAGAGCUGUGCGGAGGGCUGCCUGACGUGUGAGAGGAACGCCACCCACUGCCUGAGCUGCCAGGAGCCUCUGCUACUGCACCGCCACGACUGCGUCUCCGCCUGCCCACCAGAACACAUACUCAGGGACGGGGAGUGCCUACACUGCCCUAGUGGCUGCAGCCGGUGCACUGGAGCCGGACUGUGUGCAGAGUGUGAGGCGUCCUACCUCCUGCACGAGAGCCGCUGCGUGCUGGAGUGCCCGGCCGGUUUCUAUGACGACACGGAGGGCGGCGUGUGCGGGCGGUGCCACCCAGACUGCCAGCUGUGUGACGGGCCGGGACAGGAGGAGUGUGACGCCUGCUCAGACCCCGAGGCCACCCUGCAGAACGGGGCGUGUGUCACAGCAUGCCCCAACCACACCUACAAGGACACACACACAGGACAGUGCAUGGACUGUGACCCAUCGUGCUUACACUGCUCCGGCCCGCACGCCACCGCCUGCACCAGCUGUGCCGAUGGCCUGCGUCUGGACGGGCACGGGCGCUGUGCCACCCUCACCACCUGCCCCCCGCACCACUACGCCGACCAGGACGGGGAAUGCCACCAGUGCCACAAGCACUGCCAGCAGUGCAGCGGUCCGGACAGGAACCACUGCCUAGCCUGCAGCGGCAACCACUUCCUGCUAAAUGGCAGCUGUGUGGACGCGUGUCCGGUGGGCUUCUUCCGUGACCAGGCGCUGCACAGCUGUGAGGAGUGCCACCCCUCCUGCCUGUCCUGCGGGGGGCGCCACAGCCACGAGUGCCUGGCCUGUAAGCCAGAGCUCUUCAGGGACGGAAAGGAGUGCGUGGAGACCUGCCACUCCAGUCGCUAUGGUGACAUGUCCACGCGCUCGUGCGAGCCGUGCGACUCCAGCUGCGAGGAGUGUUUGGGGGCGGGGCCGACCAGCUGCCUGAGCUGCCGGGAGGGCCAGCUGUACCUGCGGAGGCAGGGCCAGUGUCUGCACACCUGUCCCCAGGGCCACUACGAGGACACCCACCACAAGACCUGCGAGCCCUGCCACCCCUCCUGCAAAACCUGCUACAGUAAAGGAGCCCAGUCGUGCGAGUCGUGCCACAUGGGCUACUCCAUCAUAGAGGGGGCAUGCGUAUCGCAGUGCAUCAUGGGAGAAUAUCCGGUCGUAGAGCAGCCCCAUGCGAGUAGCGGGUGUGAGCGGUGCCAUGACUCGUGCCUGGAGUGCCGGGGGCCGGGCCCCCACAACUGCACGCUGUGCGCGUCGGGCCAGUCCAUCCUGACGCUGGAGGGCCGCUGCCUGCCCUGCUGUACCCAGCAACACACAGCAGGGGGCGCCGACACCCACACAGGGGCCGCCACGCAGCAGGAGUGCUGCAACUGCACCGAGACCAAAGGUGAGUGCAUCCUGAGCACCAACUUCGCCUUCCGUAACGAGCCGGAGUCGGGCGGCGGUGACGACGACGAUGACGACGACCUCUUGGAGCGCGGCAACCUGGCGCUCUUCGUCACCACCUGCAUCCUCCUCCUCCUCGGCCUGGUGGGCGUGGCCAUCAUGAUCCGCCGCUCGCUCGCCAAGAGCCACAGCAAGCCCGACCACGGACCCGCGCCCCGCGGCUACGAGAAGCUGUCUAACAGCAGCCGCUACGGCGGCGGGGGCGGAGGGGCUACGUCCUUCUCGUCCGAGUCGUACGGAGGAGGAGGGGGAGGCGGAGGCCGAGGAGGGUUCGAGGGCAGCUCCAACAUCGGACGGUUCCGUGAAGAGCAGCUGGUGGACCUGAGCGACCGCUCGAAGGGGCGCGCGGUGGCCGACGAUGACGAGGAUGAAGAUGAGGACAUUGUGUACAUGGGGCAGGACGGCACGGUGUACAGGAAGUUCCGCUACGGGCAGCUGGGGGACGAUAACGAGGACGAGCUGGAGUACGACGACGAGACCUACUCAUUCAGGACGGAUCCCUUUGCAGACAACCAGGCGGAGCAAGCGACCAAACCCGAGCUGGUGUGAUGCAUUAUGGGACGAUCUCCGUCUGUUAUGUGUGUUUAUCCAAUCAUCCAUCUUUCCAAACCCAACAAUGCAGUCUCGACCCGUGCUCGUGCAUGGCCCUAUUUAACACGAUAGUCCACCCAACGUGGACUGCAAGAUAAAAAAAAGUUUUAGCCUUGGCUUUGUGAUUGGUUUACUUGGUUUACUUCUGUGUGAGCAUACAUGUACCUCCUGCCUGCGCUGGGGUGGAUUUCUCGAAACCAUAGUUGCUGGCUUCAUUAGCUACUUUGUUGUUUUCAAUGCAAUUUCCCAUUGGCAACUACCCAAGUUGCUAACUGGCUAAUUACUAAAUUUUCAAGAAAUGCACCCCUGUACUGUUCUGUACACUACACCCUGAUCUGACGGCUCUUCUGAAAAGCUUUGAACCUUUUUCAUGUGGUCUGAUCUAAUCUGAUGUGGCGGAAUUACUGUUGCUUUUGUUUGCAGUCAAAAAAAUGAGUUUUUUUUGUGAGAGCAUAAUAAACUUUUUGUUUGUUUGUUUAUUGUAAUAAAAAAAAUGAAUUUCA